Messenger RNA from Cotesia congregata, 4359 nucleotides. Lineage: Eukaryota; Metazoa; Arthropoda; Insecta; Hymenoptera; Braconidae. The record is from the annotation of a GenBank genome assembly.
AUGACUGACGAUUCUAGUGUAAGAGUUGCUGUGAGGAUAAGGCCUCAAGUAGCUCGCGAGGUGAUUGACAUGUGUCGAAUAUGCACACAAGUGCCGGCGGGGGAGCCCCAGGUAUUCUUGGGGGCCGACAAAGCCUUCACGUACGACUACGUAUUCGACACAGGUAUCGAGCAGAAGAACAUAUACGAUAACUGCGUCGCUAAAUUGGUGGAAGGCGCCUUGGACGGGUACAAUGCUACUGUCCUGGCCUACGGACAAACUGGGUCCGGUAAAACGUAUACCAUGGGCACCGGGUUCGAUAUCGAGAUUGGUGAUCAUGUUGUGGGAAUUAUUCCCCGGGCGAUCAGACACCUCUUUGAUGGCAUCGCUGCUAAACAGGCUAGGGCAAGGGAGCGUGGUCACAUGCCUCCGGAGUUCAAGAUAACAGCCCAAUUCCUCGAACUCUACAAUGAAGACCUAAAAGACCUGCUCGAACCCGGCGGGCCAAGCGGAGGUGCCCGAAUCCACGAGGACACCUCAGGAAACAUCCACCUGACCGGGGUUGAACCUCGAGUAGUAACAAACCCGGAGCAAGCCCUGGAAUACCUUCGCUUAGGCGCCCUGGCGCGAACCACAGGUCCGACUCAAAUGAACACCCAAUCCUCAAGAUCCCACGCAAUUUUCACUUUGUUCAUCAAGCAGCAGCGUUGCAUCCGAGUGGAAGACCCAGACGCGGACGUGGACACCAGUGACCCAAUGAACGAAUUCGAGACUCUGACCGCCAAGUUCCACUUCGUAGAUCUCGCAGGUUCCGAGCGAUUGAAGCGUACCGGUGCCACCGGAGACCGCGCUAAGGAAGGAAUCUCCAUAAAUUGCGGGCUGUUGGCUUUAGGGAACGUAAUUUCUGCAUUGGGGGACAAAAGCAAGAAGAGUUUGCACGUGCCUUACCGAGAUUCAAAGCUGACUCGUCUCCUGCAAGAUUCUCUCGGCGGGAAUUCCCAGACUUGCAUGAUAGCCUGCAUCUCUCCCAGCGAUAGGGAUUUUAUGGAGACCCUCAGCACGCUGAAGUACGCGAACCGUGCGAGGAACAUCAAGAACAAGGUGACUAUCAACCAGGACAAGAGUUCGAGGACAAUCGCGUCCCUGCGCCGGGAAAUUCAGCAGCUUCAGUUGGAACUUCUGGAAUUCAGGCAAGGAAAGCGCGUCGCUGGAGAAGAUGGUGUUAAUGACGCCUGGCACGAGACCCAGAUGCUCAACAGCGAGAUGCAGAGUCUCCGGACUAGGGUCAAAGCUUUGUCCGAAACUGUGGAAGCUUUAACAGCGAAGAACGCGCUACUGCUCGCGGAAAAAGCCGCGGGCCAAUGGGUCUCUUCGGGAAAUGAAGACGCGUCCCAAUUGGUCCUGGGUUAUGUCCAAGAAAUUGAAGAGUUGAGGGCCAGGUUGCUUGAAGCGGAAGCUAUGUACCAGCAGCUGAAGAAAAGGCAGCCAGUGGCGCCACAUGCGGAGUAUGGGUUUGAAGCGCCGUCCAUUUUGGACACUGCUAAGAAAGCGCUGCAGCAGGAUAUUAAUAAGCUGGACGCUUUGAAGGAACAGACGGCCAGUAAGGAGGAUGAUGAGGAUCCUGAUGGGGACAAUACGGAAAAUGGACAAGAGUCCUUGAGUGAAGAUGAGUCUGAUGAGGAAGACAGGAAGGAGGAGGAUGAAGAAAUGGCUAUGGGAAGGGAGUUAGAGGCGCUUACUUCGGAUAUUGAUGUGAAGCAAAGGUUGAUUCAGGAGUUGGAGAUGUCUCAGAAGAGGCUCAUUUCUAUGAAGCAGCACUAUGAAGAUAAGCUGGCGCAGUUGCAAGCUAGGAUUAAGGACACUCAGGAGGAGAGGGAUAAGGUUUUGAACUCACUUCAGCAGCAGGCUUCCCCGCCGACGGAGAAAGUUAAGAAACUGAGAGAUGAAUACGAAAAGAAGCUAACAUCGCUGCAGAAAGAAAUGAGAAUCUUGCAAUCAGCAAAGAAAGAGCACGCGCGCUUGCUAAAAAAUCAGACUCAAAGCCAGAUGCGCUUGAAGAGCCUGCACAAGGAGCUGCAGGACAUGAAGCACGCGAAGGUAGAACUUUUACGAAAAAUGCGAUUGGAGAGUCAGCGACACAAAGACAACGAGCUGCGUCGGAACCGUGAGAUCGCCCAGCUCAGAAAAGAAAGCCGUAAGAAUGCGAACAUGAUCCGGACCUUGGAAGCCGACAAGCGGAUGAAGGAAGUCGUCCUCCGGCGGAAGCAAGAAGAAGUUACAGCACUCAGAAAACGCGACAGAGGACUCAGCGAGAAGGUCGCGGGGCGAAGUCCCCCGAAGCUGGGAUCAAAAAGUCUCAAGUCCAGGUGGCAGACCCUCGAGAGGACCAUCACCAAGCACACCCUGGUGAAGCAAGCCGCUGCGGAGACGGAGCGUGAGAUGGAGAGGCUGCUAGCUGAGAGGGAGCAGCUGGGUCGCGACCUGGAACAGUUGGAGAAAAACAGAGCCGUCUUCGCGGCUGUUAAUGAAGACACGAGCUACUUUGAUGAUGACAUUGAUAAUGUCAAGAGCAAGAUCUCUUAUGUUCAAGACAGCAUUGCUGAGUGCCAGAGGGACAUGGUCGAAGUUGGAGAUUGUGAUAUUGAAGGAGAACCUGGUGUUGAAGCGCUCAUCUCUUCGAUUAAGAGCGUUGAUGAAGCGCAGUAUCUCAUGCAGAAGAUGCUUGGGUUCAUUGUCGAUCAGAGCUGCAGUGCUGCUCAGAAACAGCUCGAGUUCAGGGACAUGGAGAGCAGGUUGAAUCAGGUCACCCAGCAGAGUGAUGUUCAGCAUCAGUUGCUUGAACAUGUCAUGCGCGAUAGAGAGCUGUUCGCUUUUAAUAAUGAGGGAAAUUACAGUCCUUCUAUGUCGAGGUCUUCGUCAUCAGAUAUCAGUGAAACCUACCAAGAAACCGAGGGCAAGCGCGUGAAAGCCCGCCAGCGCAAGCUUCAGCGGAACGAUCUACUUUUUGGAACCACCGACUCCAAAGACCAGCAGAACCAGAACCAAAACCACAACCACCCGCUGACGCGCGUCCCCAGCGCGCCUGGAAGCCUAAAGGGGUUGGUAUUAACGCGAGGACAGCAUGGCGGAUCUCCAACACUCGCUAGGCGGGAUAGCACCUCUCCGCGGCCAUUGCGUCGGCCGCACCAUGGACUGGGCGGUUCCAUGGAACAGGUGGCGCAAAUGGAGAUUUCUUCGCCACCUGGAUCGCCUACCAUCUAUAGGCGAUUCAAUAGUCGUGAAGAAAAUGUCUUCUCGAGGCUAACUGCCGCUAGACAACCACUGACGACAAAUCCGCAACCAAGCAAGGGUAUUAUUUCACCGUAUCCUGGGAAAGUUCAACCCCGAGCGACUUUGCAGUGCAGCCACGUAGCGGAAGGUCACGGUAAAGCUGUUCUGGCUAUUGACGUUACACCUGAUCUAUUAUUCAGCGGCUCUAAAGAUCGAACGGUCAAAGUAUGGGACCUUGGAACGGGUUUGGAGAACAUGACGUUGUCAGGUCACCCAAACAAUGUAGUAGCUGUGAAAUAUUCACGACUCAAUAAUUUACUAUUCAGUGUCUCAGCAGCUUACGUCAAAGUCUGGGAUUUGAGAGCUGCGAACUCGUGUGUAAAAACUCUGUUUUCUUCGGGACAGUCCCAAAAUGGGUCACUGUCUCACGCAACCCCUUCAAGAAUGUUGCAUUUGCCAGUAGGAGAGAAUACGAUCAACGAUUUGGCACUAAGUCUCGAUGAACAUGAGCUGUAUACUGCUUCAAGCGACAAAGUAAGGACCUGGGACCUUCGGAAGUUGACCCUCACUGGCAGGUUUAAUCCGCCUCAUACUGCUGCAGUCAUGUGUCUCGCGGUGGCUAAUGACGGCAGGAUUAUCACUGGUAGCAAAGAUCAUCUGAUUUCGCUGAUUGAUAAGAACACUGCAAUACAAGCAGUUAGUCUUGCUCCGCCACAUUAUGACGGAGUUGAGUGUCUUGCUCCAAGUGGAUCAAUACUUUUCUCAGGCUCUAGGGAUAUGUGCAUAAAGCGUUGGGACUUGAGCAAAAUGGAACUAGUGCAAUCUAUAAAUAACGCCCAUAAAGACUGGAUCCUGGGUCUCUGUACAAUAAACGCCGGUUCUAUAAUGAUUUCCGGCUGUCGAGGAGGAUUUCUUCGGGCUUGGUCAGUAUCCCGAGAAUCAACGGGUGAAUGCAAUCUUCUUGGUGAAGUGCGGGCCCACGGAUCGGCGAUAAACGCGGUGGUGACCAAUCAACAGCAUAUUUUCACCGCCAGCAACUCGGGAGAAAUUAAGCUCUGGAGAGUCCCAGAUCCUUUUUCCUUGAUGUCAAUGUCCACAAUGUCCAUCUAG